Clunio marinus is the source of this 6730-nucleotide messenger RNA. The record is from the annotation of a GenBank genome assembly. NCBI's taxonomy places the organism in Eukaryota, Metazoa, Arthropoda, Insecta, Diptera, Chironomidae.
GUGUUCACAGGACUCUCCACCUGAAACUAACUUUAGAGAGGACGAGUUUUAGGUGGAGAGUGUAGCACCAGCGGUGGCAACUCGUAGUCGAGAAUUCGUGAAAAAAUUUCAGAUUAGGCAGUUUUGAUAUCGGAAAAUUUUGCAUUUUCCGUUCGGUUAGUUAAUUUAGUUUGAUAGCAAAACGUCUGGUUGUAAUAGAACUAAAGGAAAGGUAUUCGAGUUUAGUGAUAAAAGUGACGUUUUUUGCAUAAAUUACGAAGUGAAAAAACUUACACAUGAAACAUUGAGUGAAAAAUCGAAGUCAAAGGAGAGAAAAUUGUGAAAAUCUAUAGGAAAAUUUAAAAAAAGACUCAUCUUAAAGUGCUUCUAUAACUUAAAACAAUCAAAAUUGUCUUGAUACAGUAGAUUAAAACGAACAACAACAUAUCGCACAACAACAAAAAACAUUAAGUAAACAACAAGGAAACCACCAAGAAAAUCUUCUUAGUCAGAACAAAAAAAAGUUGUUAGCGCCAAGAUGUCGAAACAAAAAGUGAAAGUUCCCGACAGUCUCCGAGAUGUUUUGUUAGAAUUCUCAAUUGCUUAUUUGCUUGAGCAACCUGGUGAUGUGAUUGACUUUGCUGUCGAUUUCUUCACGAAAUUACAAACGAAUCGUGCACAGACUGGAAUUGGUAUUGGAGUAACAAAACCAACAACACCAGACGAAAGUAUAAUCUCGCAAGAUGAAGAACCUGUUGUGAAUCGUUUUGCUGGUCGCCGAAAGUCUGUAUUUGCUGAACAAUAUGAUCCUGAAGAAGAUGAAGAAGAGGAGAAUAACAAAGUUAUUUUCCCGAAGACCGACGAGCAACGCUCAAGAUUAUGCGAUUCAGUGAAGAACAUUUUACUGUUCCGUGCACUCGAUCCCGAACAGAUGAAUGAAAUUCUUGAUGCCAUGUUUGAGAAAAAAGUGAAACCGGAAGAUGUGAUCAUCAGACAGGGCGAUGAUGGAGAUAAUUUUUAUGUCAUUGAAUCUGGCAUCUAUAACGCUUAUGUCGGUGAUGACAACAAACACGUCCAUACGUACGAAAAUCGUGGAUCAUUCGGUGAAUUAGCUUUGCUCUAUAAUAUGCCACGUGCUGCCACAAUCAAAGCUGUCAGUGAAGGCCAACUGUGGGCAUUAGAUCGUCAAACAUUCCGACGAAUUCUUCUUAAAUCAGCAUUCAGAAAACGAAAAAUGUAUGAAGCACUCAUUAAUAGCGUGCCAAUGCUUAAAACUUUACAAAACUAUGAGCGCUUGAAUUUGGCUGAUGCUUUAAUCCCAAAAGUUUUUGGAGCUGGCGAACGAAUUAUUAAGCAAGGUGACGCGGCUGAUGGAAUGUACUUUAUCGAAGAGGGAACUGUUUCUAUAAAGAUUCUUCAAGACGCUGGUGAAGUAGAAAUAUCAAAAUUGGAAAAGGGACAAUAUUUCGGAGAAUUGGCUCUUGUCACUCAUCGGCCACGUGCAGCGUCAGCUUACGCUCAAGAUAAUGUCAAAGUUGCAUUUGUCGAUGUUGAUGCAUUUGAACGUCUUCUUGGUCCAUGCAUGGACAUCAUGAAGCGAAACAUUGACGAUUAUGAAUCGCAGCUAGUUAAAAUAUUUGGCAGCAAAUCUAACAUUGCUGACAUCCGAUAAGCAGACAAACAGAAAAUUAAUUUCUAAUGCUUUACUAAGAAUAUCUUCAAACAGCAAAACAAAAAAAAAUUAAAUAAAUCACUUCACAACAUGCUAUUAAACAAAACAAAUUAAAUUUAUUAUAUUCAAUUGAGUGUUCAGCGCUGGCAUUGAGCACUAAAUGAUGAAAGCAUGAAAAAGAAAAAAAAAAGAUGAAAUAAUCUAUUUAUUUUAUUUAUAAUGAUGUGUUAUUCAAACGUGAGAUAAAAAAAGAGAGAAAGAAAAUAUUUCGCAAUACUUUUAAAUACAAAAGAUAAAAAUCAUUGAUUAAGGUAAAAAAAUAAACAAAAAAACCAAAAAAAAAAGCAAAGAAUUGUGGGAAAUCAAAAACGACAAAAAAGAGAAAAUUUCUAACAUCAAAGAGAAGAAAAAGUUUUGAGCAGAGUUUAAGAACGAGAUUUGGAACGUUGAUGGAAUUUAAAAGCGCCGAAAUCAUCAAAUCGUGUUUGUUUAUGCAUCGUCUAUUAUAAGCAUCUUCAAACAUUCGAUUGGACAUCAGUGUAACAUUUUAAACGAUCAAUCAUUGAAUUUCUGUCUAAAGAAUAUCAAAGUUGAUGGUCGUGGAACUCCACUUCAAUUUCCGUACUUGUAAGUUGUCAACACACCGAAUCUCAAUUCAAUCACUUACAACCCUGCAUUUACAUGCAUGCAUUCUUUGAUGAAGUAAGCAUAUGAAGAUAAGAUUUCAUUUUACAUAUAUUUGUGUCUUCAUUUCGCAAUUAUUUAUGUUUAAAGAAAUAUUAUAAUUAACAGUUAUAAGUUAUGAAACGGAGCUCAAACAAGAGCAGUACAUUUUAUGAUAAACAAGUAAUAUUAGUAAUUAAAAUUGAUGAACAUAACUCUUGCCACAAAGCUCGCUAUUCAGUGCUCUGAAAAUGUGGAAACACUGACUUAGACGAGCGAAAAUCUUAUUACUUUUCUUUGCAUUAAAAGAUAAUUAAUCAUUUAUGAGAGAAGAAACACAAAACGACCGACCCACAGCAAAAAAGAGAAGAGAAGAUUAACUCAAAACCUGGCAUAAAAUGUUCGUUCAUUGUUACUUUGGGGGAGAAUUAAGACUCCCUUUUAAGACUUACGUUUGGUGUUUUUCUUAAGUGUUAAAUCAUAUUUUAUUUUAUUAAAAAUUUAAAACAAAUUUAGUUGCCGAAAGGUUAUUUAAAAGCUUCAAAAUUUAAGUAACUUUUUUGUUUUUCCUUAGAUGAAGACAAGCAUUAAAAGCUUUACGAGUUUUAAAAGCAACUAGCGGUAAAAAUAUAGAAAAUCCGUUCUAAGGAAGGAAUAUUUAAAUAUUUUAUCUUUAAUUUAAUAGUCAUCAUCAUUAAUCUAGAAUUCCUGAAGAAGGAAAAGGAAUGAAAAUAUUUAAGUUUCAUCUCCUUAACCUUAUGAAUGCUUUUGAAAGUAAGUCAUGUGAAGUAAAAGGAAGAUAUCACAACAUAUAAUGGAGUAGAUAUAAAUAAGUCAAACAAAAUGCCAAGCAUUUUAUCCUUGAGUUAGAUUUUUAUUUAUUUUAUAAUUUCCUUUGGUUGAAUUUAUUGGUAAGCUUUUUCAUUCUCUUUUCAUCUGAACAUUGAAGAUGCCAUGAAAAAUUAAUUCUAGUGGAAAAUAAAAUCAUUAAUUUAGAUUGUAUAAACAAGAAACAAAAAAGGUUUAAUAUGUGAAUAAAUUACCCAAUUCGUGGUUAUAAACGGUGUGAAAAGAUUAAAAAAAACUAUUGAUAGGGUUAAAUAAUGUGCCCCAAGCCCUAAACUCCUUCAUAACCGAACAGCUUUUUCAUAUGGAAAGUAAAAUUAGGAUAAAGUUAAACAUUCAUCUGAUUGGAUGUUUCUUUCCAUCGACAAGACUAUCAAUUGAUAAUAUUUAUUAUAUACAUAAAUGAAUGUAUGAAAAUCUGUUUGUAAGCACUGUAAAGGAACAAAAUAUCAGUUGACGUAAGAGGGAUUGUAAAAGGAUAUUUUGUAAGCAAACAAAAAUUAUCAAAGCAAACAAAAAAGAAGAUUUAAAAUGAAAAAUGAAAGAAGCUUUCAAGAAUCAUCCUCAUAAGCGUCUAGUUUAACUAUCCUUUUGUAUGUAUAGAGACACUCUAGAAGAUUUCUGAUCAAAGACUUUGAGGUUUUUUAUAAUUAAUUAUUUACAUUGAAGAUUGUAUGCUGCUCAACAAGCUAGCAUUUGAUGCUACUUACGGUUCUUGCGUUAAGAAAUUUUCUAUGAAAAUUCAAUAUUGAAGACUAUCUGUUGAACGCUACUUAAGUAAAUUGUAGUGACAUGUAUUUCAAGUAGAUACUGAAUCCUUGUAAAGUCAAGUGUAAGUGGGUUUGAUGUAGCAUAAAAAACUUUGAUACAAUCUCCGAAGGUAACUUCAAAGAAAAUUUUAAAAGCCUCCGGUACUUCGCUCAGAAAUCUCAGGAGAAAAAUUAUGAUUGUAAUGUACAUGCAGCAUCAUUUGUGCUCCUUUUUCCCCACUUUCUCUUUCGUUUUGAUUUUAUUACUCUUUUACUUAGUUUCAUGUUGCUGCUUAUUUUAUCCCUUUUCGUUUUGAAACAAUAUUUGAGCUUAUUUUAUUUCAAUUAUUGGUACGUCUUUAAAAAUGGGUCCGACUGAGAAAAGCUUUAGAUCACUUCACUUGAUUCUUCAUUUGAAACUCUUAAAGAGACAAAAAUAAAAUAUUCAAAACUGCCGAAAAAUUUAACUUGAAAGUUAUUUAAUUUAUUAUUGUCAUGUCAUUUGAUGGCGUCAAAAGUUUUUCUCAGCCGAAAACCAUCAAUUUAAUUAAUUCACGUCUAGAAAUUCCCAACCCAUUUCUGUAUCGAGCUUAAAACCAUCUUUAAAAUAAUAUUUAUGUGAUUACUUUAAAAACUAAGAAUUUCGAUAAGAAAUAAGUAAAAAUUGUCCCUUUGCAUAAGAGAGAAUAAAAAUAUGUUCAUUGUAUGUGAAUAAGAAAAUUUGUUCAUGAAGGAAAUUUUAAAAAACAAAAAAAUGAAAAUUAUAAGCAAUUUCGUUGAAAAAAAAAUGAAAAAAAGAAGAAUACAUAAGGAAGAAAAUAAAAACCUGCUGACGAUUUGAGAUCAGUCGCUUUACCUUCACCAAAACAUGAAAGGAAGAAAUUUAGUAAACUGAAGCUCGAAGCUAAAGGACUUACUUUGUAAAGAUUCAAAUUGUUUCAUUUCCCCCUUUUAAGCAUUUCCCCAUUCAUCGAAAUAUAAAUAGAUAAGAAAUGGUAUUAAUUUGAAAGAAAAGUUGCCAUAUGUACUCCCACGUAUUUCUAUAAGUAGAAACAAUCUCAUGAGCAGAUUAUAUGAUGAAAUAAACUUUCUUGAAGCCUUGAUAGCCUUUUCUCCCCUCAUAAAACUCCACCUACAACAUGAAAAUCUAUCUUCAAAUUCAAAUCACGAUUGAAAAAUGAGAAAUCAAUUUUCUACAAAUUUUCUACACUCUUUCGCUCAAGAAAUCAAUCAUCAAAUCAAGCAAAGUAACGUCUAAGACAAAAACAAAAAAAAUAAGAAGAAAGAAAGAAAAUAUUGCCGCAUCAAUAAAUAAGUUCUUCGAUAAGUUAUACAAACAAGUUGUAAAAGUCGGAACUGAGGAUUGGAAUUUUAGCAAUUUAAUAUCUACUUGUAUAAACAAAGUUUCUAUUCGAAACCCUUUUUCACACAUGUACGUUUAUAUAUGAUAUAAAGGAAUAAAUGCCUGCCGGAAGAGUCAAUGAAACCUUCCUUCUCAAUACUUAGCACACAUGAAGUUUUUAUUACGGAUGACGAUGGUAAUGAUGAUGAUGAUGUUGCAAUCGAGAUAAUGGAUUAUGGAAAUUUACAAAAGACUUACUUGAAAGUCUCAAAAAUUUUUCAUCGUCUUAGACGACCAACAUCGUCAAGAAAUUGAAAGUUUAGUUGACAAAAUGAAUAACAGUGUUUAAAAAGAAGAAGAAAGGAAAUUAUUUUCUUUUUAACUUUGGCUUCAAGCCUAUCACGAUAAAUGAGAAGAAAAGUAAAAAGUUUAAUGUUGAUUUAUGGACUCAAGCUUGGCAUGAAAUCAGAUCUCAAAUCUAUUCCAUAAAUUAUCUCCAUCUUAGCUCAUCUUUCAUUCAAGUAUCAAUUCUAUUUGUAUUGUAUUGAAAAUUCAAAUUUCUUUUUUUCUUUUUCUUCCGCAAUGAAAAGAAAUUAAAAUCUUAUAAAAGAAAAAUUUGAAUGUCUGUUGAAGACGCGAAUGAAAAAGCCAAAGAAAUGGAAAUAGAAGACAAAAAUAAUAAUAAUAAGAACUUUCUAAAUAAAAACAGAAUCGGGCAUUUUUCCAGUUGGUUUCGUCUUCAUAAAGUAGCAAAAACAUUCGUGGAACAAUUUAAGGAAGUAGCAAGUAUUUUGACAUCAGCAAUAAUUGUCUACAAGAGUCCAGAGAAUUAAUGACAAAAUUAAUUACUUCCCAAGUUACACACGCAUUGUUACUGAUCCUUAAAUUGAUUUCCACAAUUAUCAACCCAUCGAGUGUUGCGACAAGAUUUGAUUUCGUUUUGAUCUUUCUAAGAAAUUCUGUUUGUGUUUGACUUCAUAAAUAUAUUUUGACUUUAAGAAUAUAAAACAUGAGUGCGAGAGACUUGUAUUAAUACAAAUUGUUGUAACUAUAAUUAAUAAAUUUUAAGAUCAUCAAAAUUGUUGUGUAAUGGAAGGAAUUUACAAAUUAAUAAUCCGUUGGAAUGAAAACAACUCCCCCCUGAUAGUAGUAAAAGAAUGCAUAAAUGUAUCGCAUAACUAAUUAUAAUGAAAGCUCACAUCCUGGCUCACUUCUCCCUUCCCAAAGCGAAAAUAAAAAAAAAGAAAAACUAUUAAAUAGAGUCAAAUAAAAAUAGAAAAAAGUAUAUAUUUGAAAAAAUAAGUAAUAAUUACAUAGAUAUCUUAAGUUUAAAUGAAAUGGAAUGAUGUAAGAGUGAAAAUAAAUGAUAUCAUGUCCUAUUCCUCCCUCCCCUUUCCUUUAUCCUAUAAAAACAAAACAUAUACAAAUGAUGAGAAAAUCUGGAAAAAAUAAAAUUUUUCAAAACAACUUUUUGUGUUU